GCGUUCAAAAUGGCAGCGCUCACAUCGUCGACACGUGAAGCGUUUACAGAAGCAGUAAGAGCUGUUUUGGAAACUUGGCCGGUAUUACAGAUAGCGGUUGACAAUGGCUUCGGUGGAGCAUACAGUCCACAAAAGGCAGAGUGGAUGGUCGAUGCGCUACAGCAGUAUUUCUACGACAAUGACGACCUAGAACAAGAGGAAGUGGAGGACUUCCUAUCCAAUCUGAUGGACAACGAGUUUGAUACGGUGGUCGAUGAUGGCAGUUUGCCACAGGUGGCAAAGAAAGUGUGUGAGAUGUUCCAGCAGUGUCAGCAGGGGAGACUGGCAGAGGUCAGAGAGUACAUCAGCCAGCUGGCCCUUAAAAACACUGCUGGGAGGGCAAAGGUCACACCUAUGAAAACACCUACAGGGGAGGAGGAGGAAGAAGAAGAGAGUGAAGAUGAAGAGUCUAUGGAGUGUGAGGACACUGGAGCAGGACUCUCGUCACAACCGUGGCAACAGCAGAAUGCUUCAGCAACAGGAACUAAAGAAGAAGAGGGCGGGUGGACAGUGGUCUGGAGUUUAGAGCCGUGGUGGUGUGCUGUACAGGACCUGUCAAAUAUUGCACAUCUGUGGUUGGGACAAGGUGUUAAAGGAUUAAAAAGCAGCAUUUAGUUUUGAAGUGGUACAAGAAACGAUGAUUAGUUGUACAGAGGAACGUGAAGCCAAAUGUAUCCAACCAUCCCAAAAAACAAAAAAAAAGUGUUUUCCAAUGUUGGAAAAAUCAGUAGUGGGUUACUGAGUUAUUUGUCUGUGUAUUCUCAGUACUUGGGGCAGGAAACUUCUGCUUUUUGCUCCUUAUUGAACACUGAGAGGGAAGGUCAAUGUUAAACCACUCUCAAAGACCGAAGUGAUGUCAAAACUACAAGUCUGCUGCAGUCUUUUACUGACACUUGAUAUUGUUUUGAAAUAAGUAUGUUGUUUGUGGCAUAGAUUUGUUUUAAACAUUUAAAAGAUAGUAGUAGUAGUAAAAGGCACAAAUGGGGGUUUACUGAUAGGUUUACGCGCGCAAGCACAUUAAGGACAGACUGUCACUCAACAGCUGGCUUAUGGACAUUUAUUAUUGGUCGAGAAUGCCCCCUUGUGGCCACUUCAAGUUCGACAGGAAAAACCAGCUGCAGUUUACUGCUUGUUUGUCUGCAGUCUACUGCAGUACUGCGUGAUGCGGCAGGUCCUGUAUUCUAAAAUAUUGAACAACUGAGUGUGUCCACUGUAUUAUUUUAAUAACUUCUCUUUACAGACUGUAUAUAACUAUGUACUAUAGAACUAUGUACUAUAAAACAUACCUAUUUAUCCCCCCAUCCCCACCCCCCCAAAAAAACAAAACAAAACAGUUGUAUGUGAUAGUAUGACGGUUUAUUUCAGUAGUACACAGAUUCAUGACUUUCUCUUCAUACAUAUAGUGUUGGAUGGUCACA
Molecule: messenger RNA, 1457 nt
Organism: Electrophorus electricus (electric eel)
Lineage: Eukaryota; Metazoa; Chordata; Actinopteri; Gymnotiformes; Gymnotidae
Gene: tsr2
Product: TSR2 ribosome maturation factor
Source: RefSeq, a predicted model, not a curated record